Messenger RNA from Paramuricea clavata, 3122 nucleotides. The record is from the annotation of a GenBank genome assembly. Lineage: Eukaryota; Metazoa; Cnidaria; Anthozoa; Malacalcyonacea; Plexauridae.
GUAACCGGCAACGCUAGCAACAAAGUUUUGGAGAAGCGCGUCGGUUGAUUCCACGGGUCAAAAAGUCGUUAAACCUAUCGAGAAAGCAAAAUAUUUAAUCCUGCAAGUAAAAGGAAAAUACGCUAGCAUUUUAUCGCUGUUGUUCUGCUAGGAACAGCAAUGAGCGUGUCGUUGAGAGCGCCUGAUUUUUCAAAAGGAAAGAGCGGUCGGCCAAAAAGGCGGGAACUCGGAGAGGAACAGAAGCAAGAAAUUCGGGAGGCCUUUGAUUUAUUUGACACAGAUAAGGACAAGGCGAUCGAUUAUCAUGAGCUAAAGGUGUGAAUGAGGUUUAGGAGGCCAUAUAAUGUAUUUUAUGUGCUCUGAUAACCUACAAAACAUAAUUGCAUUCAUUUGCAUGUUGUGUAUCAUUGUUUAUACCAAAACCAGUGUCAUAUUGCAAGCGUUGUUGUCAUGAUCUGAUCAACCAAUCACGCUUAAUUAGCCACAUGAUGAUUGGCUGAGCUAUUAAUAAUUGAAACAUUCAAAUAGUCACUAAUAACAUAUUAAGUUGCAUUCCACCCUACUUUAUAAAUUAUUUCACUCUGUCUAACACCCGACGAUUUUACUCGUCAAGGAGAUAGCACUGGCGCUGAAUGGGUUAAGUUUUAAUUUCGGAGAUGGCAAAAAAUUAUUUUUAAAUAUCUUUGACUGUUCAUUUUUCAUAAACAAUGGUAUUUGUUAUGAAAAUAUUGUUAUCAUGUAGUAUUAACUAUGUUAUCACUGUAUCAUGUUAUAAUAAUGUUGUAGUCCAUUGUAUGGCAAUGUUGCAUUAAUGCAAUAACAACUAUUACAAGAAUUUUAUACAUACACUACUUCUAUUUGAAAUCUUACAUUUCAAAUGACCAAAGUAAUUACUGAAUGCCACCAAUUAACAGUAUCAAAUUUGGAAUUGAACAUCAUCAAAUUAAAAACCAGCCCGAACACUUUGGCAUAUGGUAAACUGCAAAACUUGUAACAAUCUAUCUUUUUGUAACAAGGUUGCAAUGAGAGCACUCGGUUUUGAAGUGAAGAAAGCCGACGUUUUGAAAGUAAUGAAAGAGUAUGACAAAGAAGCAACAGGGAAGAUCACAUUCGAUGACUUUUAUGAAGUCAGUAAGUACAUGGAAAUGUUUCAUCUCUCAUGAAAGCAGUCUGUAAGAAACCUACACCAACUUAUUUUUUCAGUAAUUUCAAUAAUAGUUUAUAGGAAUCGACCCCAUCCGUCUUAGGACACAUAGGACAUCUGUAGACACAAGAUGAAAUAUCCUUAGAAUAACAUGAUCUAUGUGCAACACCACUAUAGCAAUUUUUCUGGUAACAAAUUAUGCCUGAUAUUCUGCUAAUAAUGUUUUAUUGCCAUAUUGAUACAAAUAGCCAGAUCUCCCAUUCAUUAUCAAGUGCCAUACAUUUUUUAGUGACGGAUUGGAUGCUUGCCCGAGAUCCGCAAGAGGAAAUCUUUAAGGCGUUCAGACUAUUUGACGAUGACGACAGUGGUAAAAUAAGUUUACGAAACCUUCGUCGUGUCGCUCGAGAACUUGGCGAGACGAUGACAGAUGAAGAAUUACGAGCGAUGAUUGAUGAAUUUGAUAAAGAUGGCGAUGGUGAAAGUAAGUCAAAAGAAACUGUCUUGGAUUUCAGAACUUGAAUUUCAAGCUCAUGCACUAGUUAGCUUUUCUCAGAGAUGUGGACUAACAGAAAUUGUCUUCCUGUAAAAGAAGUUUCUUACAUAAAUCUUUCGACUUACCUUUUCACCUUAAAAUUUCCUGGCAUUUGGCAUAGAGUAGGUUAAUUAAGUGGGACAUGGGCGUAUAGGAAGAAAAUUUGUCUGACGUUUGUGAAAUUGACUGACAGCAAAAAUAUUCCCCAAAUUCCAAUUUUUAAGUACAAUCUGCCCGACUUUUAUGUACGAACUGCCUGACCAAAAAAUUAUUGUGUGGGGGGAGGGGGCUGCAGCCCCCUUGUAUGCCUAUGGACCCAUUAUCAGGGAUGUUUCCAGCAUGAUCUGGUAGGGGGGUGCUCUGGUGCCGACUGCUGAGUUGUGUCGGUCAUGUGUGCCGCCCGCCCAUCAACUACUGUAUUUGAAUUGUAAUUGUUGUUCACAGUUCACUUAUCAUCAUGUUAUUACUCAAAUUACUGUAUCUCAUUUUGUCUUUUUUGCUAAAAAAAUCAUAACAAAUAGCACGCCCCCCUGCACCCCCUCUGGCCAGUAAAUCCAUCCCUGCCCAUUAUACCACAUAAUAUUUCUACUUGUUUUGUCAUUUUAGUCAAUGAAGAAGAGUUCAUAGCCAUAAUGACAGGUGAUACAUAGUGUAAAGUUUAGAUGAAAUGCUGUCUGACAUAAACAGAAAUAUGUGAUCUUUGCCAAAGAUCUUUUCCUACAUCAAAAACUUUGUACAGAUUAUUUUUCAAAAGAAAGAACAGUCAGUGUAUUAUGCACAAAUUAUAAUACGUAAUUGGCCAAUUUAUUCUAGAUGUGAAUAAUCUGUCAGACUGAUCAUCUGCUCCAUCUAAACGCAAGACAGAAAUAUAGAAAUGUGCCAUAUAUACUGGCAAAGUAUGUGUAACUAACCCCAUCGUUUUGUUUUAAAAUAGAGGAUCUCCCUGUUUGUCACACCUAGAAAUCAUCAAAUGAACUAUUUUAUCUAAACCCAAGUUUGUCAAUAAGAUCAUCCAUCUCUAGAAUAAAUUGAGCCGUUUAUAAUUUAAAAUUACUAACUUGUUUUUUUAAACUUAAUUUAAUAACCGCAUCUGUAAAUAUAUAAACAAAAAACAAACUAGCUCUCAUUGGAAUAAUUGCUAUAUAUAAUGUACGUUAUGCAAUAAUAUAGUCACUUUCAAAAUAGAUGUAUUUUUACAAAAAUAUGAUCAAUACAAUACCUUAUCCUGUUACCAUAAUUUCCAACUUUAUAUCAUGAGAUUGAUUUUUCUUCAAUUGUCAAAACUGCAUUAAUAUACUGUAAUAUAACUUUAUUUAACCAUGUUUGUGUGGCUCGUCUGAACAGUCCACCCUCAUAGAAUCCAAGAUGGCCACCAAACUGCGACAGCACAAAUAACGCUUUACUAUUUGGUCCUAAAAACAGCGACAAAUUAAUGACAUUGCUGAC